Molecule: messenger RNA, 2096 nt
Organism: Labrus bergylta (ballan wrasse)
Lineage: Eukaryota; Metazoa; Chordata; Actinopteri; Labriformes; Labridae
Source: RefSeq, a predicted model, not a curated record
CUGUUACUUCCUCUUCCAUCCAAACCAAGCCUGACCUGCUAUAGAGAACAACAAAAACCUCCAUAACAAGUCGGGGCAAAAUGGGAAAUAAACUGAUCACCAAGGUGUUUAAUGAUCCCAUCCAUGGUAGCAUAGAGUUACACCCACUCCUCAUCAAGAUCAUUGACACACCUCAGUUCCAGAGACUUCGAUUCAUAAAGCAGCUUGGAGGUGUCUACUUUGUUUACCCUGGAGCGUCUCACAACCGCUUUGAACACUCAAUCGGGGUGGGAUACUUAGCAGGAAAACUUGCUGAGGCUCUCAGGUCAAGGCAGCCGGAUCUCAGCAUCACUGACAGAGACGUCCUUUGUGUUCAGAUUGCUGGCCUCUGUCAUGACCUGGGUCAUGGACCCUUUUCCCAUCUGUAUGAUGGACUGUUCCUCCCCAAAGCACUGGAAAAAAAGAGGAAAUUAAAGAAAUGGAAGCAUGAAAGGGGCUCUCGUCUCAUGCUAGACCACCUGGUGAAAGAGAAUAAUCUUAAACCAAUGAUGAAGUAUGGACUGAAACCUGAAGAAGACAUAACAUUCAUUAAGGAGAUGAUUGCUGGACCUCUACAGGAAUCUAAAGAGCAGGAGUUGCAGUUCAAAGGGCGCUCAAAAGAAUGGUCCUUCCUCUAUGAAAUUGUGUCCAACAAAAAAAACGGCGUUGAUGUGGACAAGUUUGACUACUUGGCCAGGGACUCUUCCUACCUGGGGAUCAAGAACAACUUUGACUUUCGUCGCUUCCUGCAGUUUGCCAGGGUGUGUGAGGUUGAAGACAAAGACUGCAAAGAAGGAAAAAGGAAAACUAUCUGCACCAGAGACAAGAAGGAAGACCAUAUGUACCACUUGUUCUAUACAAGACACUGUCUCCACAAAAGAGCCUGUCAGCAUAGAGUAAGCCAAAUCAUACAAGAAAUGAUUGCAGAGGCUUUUUUGAAAGCAGACGAUCACAUUCAGAUUGAAGGAUCAGGAGGGAGGAUGUUCACUCUCUCUACAGCCUUUAAGAACAUGGAGGCCUACACAAAGCUCACAGACAACGUGUUUGAGGAAAUACUGAAGUCUUCCUGCUCAGAGCUAGAAAAGGCAAGAGAGAUUCUGCAAAACAUCAUCUCUCGAAAGAGCUACAAGUUUGUUGGUGAGACAAAGCCAAAGGACCCCAUCCAGGAUUGGGAAAGCCUGAUUCCUAGCUGGAAAAAAGGACUGGCUGAGGGAGAAAGAAACCUGACACCAAAGGACUUUGAAAUCCUGGUCAUUGAAAUGGACUAUGGCAUGGACGACAAGGACCCUAUCCAACAUGUUCAUUUCUACAGCAAAUCUGAGCUUGACAAGGCAAAGCUAAUGCCCGAAGAAAAGCUGGUUGCGCUGUGCCAGCCUCGGUUACAUCCAGCCGAAAGACCGGACAUCCCCGCAGAACUACGGAGGAAGAGAAGGGGAUGCAGAGCCGGAGUGAAGUGCCGGGAAAAGAAAAGACGGUACAAACCAUCCGUGCCGUCUUUAAUUAUGGGGAAUGUAAGAUCUCUCCCUAAUAAGAUGGAGGAGCUGACGGCGCUCACCCGGCUUCAGAGGGAGUACCGAGAGUGUAGCAUCAUGCAGUUCACGGAGACAUGGCUGAAUGAACUCACUCCGGACACGCUCGUAACUUUGGACGGCUUCCAACUCGUCAGAGCGGACCGGAGCGCGAGGGAGAGCGGUAAGAAGAAAGGCGGGGGAAUAGCGAUGUAUGUGAAUGAGAGGUGGUGUAACUCUGGGCACAUCACCGUUAAAGAACAGCGCUGCACUAAGGAUGUGGAGCUGCUGGCUGUAAGCAUUCGGCCAUAUUACCUGCCGAGGGAGUUUUCACACGUCAUCGCGGUGACUGUUUACAUCCCCCCCUCGGCAGACGCUGCUGCAGCCUGUGAACUCAUCCACAGUGUAGUGUCUCAGCUACAGACAUCACACCCCCAGUCUCUUACUCUCAUCUCAGGAGACUUUAACCACGUUUCCCUGUCUGCCACUCUCCCUACUUUCACUCAGUAUGUUGACUGCCAUACUAGGGACAAUAAAACUUUGGACUUACUGUACUCAAGAUUAGAUUAG